GUGUUCUUUGACAGCUCCUGGAGUUAACCGACUUCAAGAUGGAAAACGGCGUUGUUUUAAGCUAUUGUCAUAUGACCAUGCACCGUUGCAACAGCUUUUAGAUGCUACAAUCUCGGCAUAUAUAAACACAGCCCACUCCCGCCUCACUCAUAUAAGCCCGCGUCAUUAUUGUGAUUUUAUAGACUUCCUUGGCAAGGCACGUGAGACAUUCCGACUUGCUCCUGACGGUCAUUUGCAGUUCAUGAAACUUAUUGAUGAUCUGAAAAUAAUGUACCGUGGAAAGAAGAAACUAAUUCAGUUGAUACGUGAACGUUUCGGAUGA
Anneissia japonica is the source of this 322-nucleotide messenger RNA. RefSeq names its product zinc finger SWIM domain-containing protein 4-like. Gene Ontology annotation, cellular component: Cul2-RING ubiquitin ligase complex. Lineage: Eukaryota; Metazoa; Echinodermata; Crinoidea; Comatulida; Comatulidae. The annotation marks the transcript as partial. The record is from RefSeq and is a predicted model, not a curated record. The transcript has a single exon.